Molecule: messenger RNA, 1086 nt
Organism: Mesocestoides corti
Lineage: Eukaryota; Metazoa; Platyhelminthes; Cestoda; Cyclophyllidea; Mesocestoididae
Source: the annotation of a GenBank genome assembly
AUGAGUCUCAACGAUGCAGUAGCCCAAAAGAUUUGGGAUGGCUUGGUCCCGAUCUGUUUUCGCCUUUCUGCAGACGAGGAUCCUUCGGAAGUCUACAAGCCCCCUCCAUUCUUCGCCUUAGUUCCGCGGGUUACCUACUUUCCACUUGUAUUAGAUAAAAUUGUUCGACAAUUGUACUCCCAAACUCAGUCAAUAUCAUCUUCAGUGGCCCACCAUACUUCAAAUUCUGACCUUACUGGAGAAAACUCGCCCUCUCAGACCAACACCGAAGCCGCCAACAAAGCAGUCUCCAGUUACUGGCUAGCUUUUGAUAACAUUCCACUUAAAUGGCAUUAUCCUGUUGGACUACUCUUUGACAUGUUUGGUUCUCCUAGUCGACUUCCGUGGGAAAUCUCUAUACAUUUUGAUGAUUACCCAUCAGACAUCUUACUAGCACCCCCUGUCUCGCGGUCUGCGAUUGAAUCGAUUUUUCUCGCCACCUUGAAAGAGGCCGACCAGCUGAAACAUCGUGGUCCGGGUGGCCAGGGCCCAGUUUUCGGGCGACUUCUUCCACAGGACCAGCGCAAUCUGUGGAAUGGUUUGCUGCAGCAUCGAUUCGACUUGUUCUGGUCUAUCAAUAAACGAUUCAUGCAAGGGACUCCCGUCCAGAGCAGUCUGCCGCUGCCGCCUCCCACCACCCCCAAUGUCUCGAGCGCCGACGGUUCUGCCGACGACUCCAGACCCACGCAGAUUGUUAGCGAGGAUCCGGCAGCAGUGAUGGUCGCAACUGGCGCCAUGAAGGCGUUUCGGCACUGUCCGUUUCGUGUGUACUUUGCACCGCAAGCCUCCCCCUCAGUCCCACUCCCCCCGACAUAUCUCCAGACCCUCGUUUCUCCCUUCACCGACUCGAACAGGACUCCCGCCACCUUCUCUGAUGUCAUUACUACUAUUUUUAAAUCCUGCGGCGAUGAUCUCAAGUAUGAAGAUUUUGUCUUCCUGGUUCACGGCGUGACUGUUCCGCUAAAGACGCCUGCGCAGUGGAUGUGUGAGCACAUGGCAUAUCCGGACAACUUCGUCCACGUGGUGGCUCGCAGACGCGAAGAAUAA